ACUUCAAAUUAUGGCUUACUUUAAAGUUUAAAUAAUACAUUUGUUUGUAUUCACCAUUACCGGAACUUUUUUUUUAUUAGUUUAUGAAUUUAUGUAUUUUUUAUGUGUAGUAAAAAAAUCAUUAAUCAAGCUCAUUUAUAAAUGGAUAUUUAUGAUAAUCCUAUAAAAUGUAUUUUCAUCAGUCACUUUCAUCCUAUAGCUGGACCGAAAAUAUUGUGUCAGGUGCCUAAUGAUUUUAUUAGUAAAGAUACUUUCGAAACUGUAAGUGUAUAUAUUAUUCCAAAAGGCCAACUUCAGAGAUGCAAAAUUACUAUAACAACAAGAGAUACCAAAAUUUUAGGAUACCCAGUACAUAUCAGCGACAAAAAGUAUGCCCGUAAUGCUUACUAUUUUAAUUUAUGUUUUGUCUGCGAUCAUUCCUCCCAUACCGUUCAAUAUGAACCUAUUGUAAAGAAACUGUCACAUUUUUUAACAAAUUUGGAAAUCGAAGAUAAUUUUCUAUCAAAAAAUGACAAAUCAAUAGAAACUAAAGAACAUUUAUUGUUUUUAUUGAAAAAAGUUAUGAACGAUAUCAACAUGUAUAAAAAAUGUAUUUUAACAGCCCAAGAUACAAUUGUUUACUUAAAUAUUGUUGAGGUGUCACAUAACCCACCGGUUCCGUUAGAUUAUGAUGUUCCAUUAUUGGUUUGUCCCCUAGAAUUAACCGAAGAACAUUGGGAUCUCACCACUAGACAAGUAGCACCAUUUAUUGAUGGAGUAAAUCAUAUAUCUAAAAUUGCUGAACUUGCAAAAUUGGACAUUGAAAUGGUAACUGCCUGUAUUCAAAAUUUAGUUUAUUGCAAUGCAGUUUCUUUAGUUGACUUAUUCCGCUAUAGCAACAUGUAUGUGUCUACAACUAAAAUAGGGAAUUUAGCUAGGAAUAGGAGUCGCUAUGACGAAGCUAUCGAUGUUAUAUCACGGCCAAAUGGACCAAAAGCAACAUUAAAAAGUAUAUUUAAUAUGUAUGCUGCUAUGCGACAAGGAUCCCGUCUCAUCGAUGUUUGCUUAAGGUAUAAUCCAGCCUCGCUAAACAUAGACGAAAGAAAUCUAGUUCUCUAUGGAUUAGCUAAUGGAUAUAUUCGUCAACUAAGAAAGUACCCAAUCGUGUUAAGUGAAAAUGAUAUUGAAAAAACACCAUUAGGACAAUUUUAUAACGGCCUUAACUCGUUGGGCUUAAUUAGUUGCUACACAAAUUCAGACGUCUAUAAGUUAGAUGAAGAAAUCGAAAAAGACACAAAAGUAGUUUCGAUUUGGAAGUAAAAUAUUAUAGAUUAUAAUUUAUAAUAUGUCUGGAAUUUAAAAACAGUACUGUGAUAAAAGUUGAUAUAAUAUUUUGUAUGUUUAAUACAAUAUAGAUUAUAA
This is a messenger RNA of Adelges cooleyi (spruce gall adelgid), 1401 nucleotides long. It is a transcript of the gene Nprl2, whose product is annotated as GATOR complex protein NPRL2. Gene Ontology annotation, molecular function: GTPase activator activity. Gene Ontology annotation, cellular component: GATOR1 complex; vacuolar membrane. Bases 142 to 1299 code for a protein of 385 amino acids. The record is from RefSeq and is a predicted model, not a curated record. The transcript has 9 exons. Gene Ontology annotation, biological process: cellular response to amino acid starvation; negative regulation of TORC1 signaling; positive regulation of autophagy. NCBI's taxonomy places the organism in Eukaryota, Metazoa, Arthropoda, Insecta, Hemiptera, Adelgidae.